AUGAAGUUUGAAAACUUCACUGUUUUUACUGAUUUUGUCUUGUUAGGACUUUCUUGCAGACAGGAUGUGCAACAGGGCCUUUUUGCUUUGUUCUUCCUUGUUUAUGGCUUAACUAUAAUUGCUAAUCUAGGGAUGGUCAUAUUGAUUAAACUGGACAUCAGGCUUCAUACACCUAUGUACUACUUCCUGAGCAAUCUGUCCUUCUGUGACAUCUGCUACUCCUCCACUGUUUCUCCCAAGAUGCUGGCUGAUUUCUUAUCUAAAGAGAAGAGGAUUGCCUACAAUUUAUGUGCUGUUCAAAUGUAUUUUUUCGUGGCCUUUGCAGAUGUAGAAUGUCUCAUGCUAGCUGUCAUGGCCUAUGAUCGUUAUGUCGCCAUCUGCAAACCCCUGCUCUAUACAAUUGCAAUGUCCAAGAAGGUCUGCAUCCAGCUUGUGGCUGUUACCUAUGCAGUAGGCUUGGUGGACUCAGCAAUCCACACAUCCUGUACAUUCCGAUUGUCCUUCUGCAAUUCAAAUGUCAUCAAUCACUUUCUCUGUGACAUUCCACCUUUGCUGGCACUCUCCUGCUCAGAUACAUCCAUCAAUGAAAUACUGCUGUUCACGUUUAGUACCUUCCUGCUAGGGUGCAGCAUUGUCAGUGUCCUUCUGUCCUACUGCUACAUCAUUGCUACCAUCUGCAGGAUGAACUCUGCUGAGGGCAGACGCAAAGCAUUUUCCACAUGUGCCUCCCACCUCAUGGCUGUGGCCAUUUUUCAUGGAACUCUGCUUUUCAUGUAUUUCCGACCCAGCUCAAGUUACUCCAUGGACACAGACAAAAUGGCCUCUGUUUUCUACACAGUUGUGACUCCUAUGUUAAACCCACUGAUCUACAGUUUAAGAAAUCAGGAUGUGAAGGGGGCUCUGAAGAAGGCAAUCAAUAUUAACUUGUGGCCUGGGUGA
This is a messenger RNA of Apodemus sylvaticus (European woodmouse), 939 nucleotides long. RefSeq names its product olfactory receptor 5W2-like. The transcript has a single exon. Gene Ontology annotation, molecular function: G protein-coupled receptor activity; odorant binding; olfactory receptor activity. The coding region runs from base 1 to 939 and encodes 312 amino acids. NCBI's taxonomy places the organism in Eukaryota, Metazoa, Chordata, Mammalia, Rodentia, Muridae. Gene Ontology annotation, biological process: sensory perception of smell; G protein-coupled receptor signaling pathway. The record is from RefSeq and is a predicted model, not a curated record. Gene Ontology annotation, cellular component: membrane.